UGAAUAAGAACGUUGUAACGUUGUUGUUAUUUUAAUUAUUUUGCUACCUUUUCUUGAGACAAAAUGUUGCAUGGUUCCGAUUACCUCUCAAAAUACCUUUCUGUACACUUUCAGAAAAAACAAAAUUCAUCCCUUGGACACAACAGUUUUGUUAAUCUACGCAUGUACGUACAAUAUAAUUCCGUUAUUUAUUGGGCACACAAAUCAUGACAAAAAUUACUGUUUUCAACAUUAACGUUUCUUCUCUUUGUGGCUUUGUAUUUCCGUAAUUGGAUGUUACGUCACUGUUUGAUUCAACGCAGUGGCUGAUGGGAAAAAGGUCGAGAUCUGCAGGCUACACCACAGUCGACUGCUGCCACACAGAUAAUUUAACUUUGUUACUGGUAGUAAAAAAAUCAGUUGUUGCAAAUAGAACUUGUCUACUCUGCUGCUGAAGAUACACAACUAUUUCACACUUCCCAUUUCCCGUCUUUUACUUUUACACCGAACAAACUACUAGCUACUGGCUAACGUUAGCUCUUAAACUGCAUCGUUGGUGUUUUAGCUUCUUUUUGGGGAGGGCGUUUAAACACUGCUCCUGAGGAUCCCCGGCUGAGGCAGGGGUUCGGACCCGAGUGAUGUUUUUCUGUUCUUCCUGGGAAGAUGGAUGAGAAAUCCAGCGGCAUCGGCCAUCAGCGUCUCCUGAUCGCCCUGCUUAUGUCGUUGCUCUUUGGCGUUAUCAUGGUACAAUAUGUGUGUCCCAGUAGGUCCGAGUGCCACAUGCUGCACCGGCUAGGAUCCUGGCUGGGAGUCGCCAGUACGUCAGGUUCUCAGAUUGGCGGCGCGGAAGUUCGGGACGGGCUGCAAAAAGAUCCGUACAGUGCAGAGGACGGGGCUCUGGUACGCUUCGUCCCUCGCUUUAACUUCACCAAAACCGAUCUAAAUCGUGUUGUGGACUUCAACAUCAAAGGUGAUGAUGUUAUAGUUUUCCUCCACAUUCAGAAAACAGGCGGCACCACCUUUGGUCGACACCUGGUGAGGAAUAUACAGCUAGAGAGGCCGUGUGAGUGUCACGCGGGGCAAAAGAAAUGUACUUGUUUCCGGCCAGGUAAAAAGGAAACCUGGCUGUUUUCUCGCUUUUCCACGGGCUGGAGCUGUGGGCUUCAUGCGGACUGGACUGAGCUCACCAGGUGUGUGCCCUCACGCAUGGAUACUAAAGAUGCUCCCCAAAACAUGCCCAGAAGAAACUACUAUUAUAUAACUAUCCUAAGAGAGCCGGUAUUGCGAUAUCUGAGUGAGUGGCGUCACGUGCAGCGUGGAGCUACAUGGAAAGCCUCCUUACAUGUGUGUGAUGGACGUUCACCAACGCUGUCUGAGCUGCCAAGCUGUUACUCUGGAGAUGACUGGUCAGGCUGCUCCCUGCAGGAGUUCAUAGACUGUCCCUAUAAUCUGGCCAACAACCGACAGACCCGCAUGCUUGCUGACCUCAGCCUCGUUGGUUGUUACAACGUGUCUGCCAUGAGCGAAGAAGAACGCUGGGCACUACUUCUACAGAGUGCUAAGCGUAACCUACGGCACAUGGCCUUCUUUGGUCUGACAGAGUACCAGCGUAAGACCCAGUAUCUCUUUGAGCGAACCUUCAACUUGGAAUUCAUUGCACCCUUCACACAGCUAAAUGGCACACGUGCCUCUAGUGUUGACAUACCUGCUGAUAAACAACACAGAAUCCGUGAGCUAAACCGAUGGGAUGUGGAGCUGUAUGAGUAUGCCAGGGAUCUAUUCCUGCAGCGUUUCCAGGUGGCACGGCAGCAGGAACGCAGACAAGCCAGAGAGAGGCGUCAGCAGGAGAGAAGGCGGCUGCGUGGAAGGUUUGCAACAAAGCAGGGCAGGCUGCUGAAGCCCUCAGAUUCACCCCAUCAGACUGAGAGCCACUCAGCAGUGACUGUGCAACAGAGGGAGAAAGCUGCCGAGUCAGAAAUGCUACUCCCAGAGUGGUGGGAUUUGGAUGAGAAUGGCACAAUAGAGGAUUAUGUGGACAAUGUGGAACAGUGGUAAAAAGAGCCAGCAGAAUCAUGAUACUAACUGGGUAUGCCUGGUUCUUCCAUUUAUUCUAAGUAAUACAAGUUAAAGUCUUUUGGUACUUCUUUGGAACAUCGUUUUUUUAGUGACAUUUAUUUAUUGAUAUUGAUUGUAUUUCUUUGCCAUAUCUGAU
Molecule: messenger RNA, 2191 nt
Organism: Cynoglossus semilaevis (tongue sole)
Lineage: Eukaryota; Metazoa; Chordata; Actinopteri; Pleuronectiformes; Cynoglossidae
Gene: hs6st2
Product: heparan sulfate 6-O-sulfotransferase 2
Exons: 2
Coding region: 643-2034 (463 amino acids)
Cellular component (GO): membrane
Molecular function (GO): heparan sulfate 6-sulfotransferase activity
Source: RefSeq, a predicted model, not a curated record